Tetrahymena thermophila SB210 is the source of this 396-nucleotide messenger RNA. RefSeq lists its product as hypothetical. The transcript has a single exon. NCBI's taxonomy places the organism in Eukaryota, Ciliophora, Oligohymenophorea, Hymenostomatida, Tetrahymenidae. The record is from RefSeq and is a predicted model, not a curated record.
AUGACUAGACUUAGUAUUUGUAUCUUUUUGAGCUCUGAAGAAUUACUGCACUCUAAGCUAAGGUCAAUUAGCGAAUAAGAUUUAUUUUUAUCAAGAUUUAGACAAAAGAAACUUGAUAUACUUUUUUCUAAAAGAGUAGAGUAAAAGGCUAUAAUGAAAAUAUAUAUGAAGGUGAGGAGAGAUGCAUAUAGACUUCUUCUAAAUAAUCUUUUUUUCAAAAAAAAGACUAUUAUUGAAACCAAAAUUGUAGCUGAGCAAACUAAAAUAGGAAUCAUAAAUGUGAGGAGAAGAUCUGAAAAUCCCAGACUAAUCUAUUAUGAUUUAUACUAAGAGAUCAAGCAAUUUAAAGAGAAGAAUGGAGAGCUUAAAGGAUUAUAAAACAAGAACUAAAAUUGA